Molecule: messenger RNA, 855 nt
Organism: Coniosporium apollinis CBS 100218
Lineage: Eukaryota; Fungi; Ascomycota; Dothideomycetes
Exons: 4
Coding region: 1-855 (284 amino acids)
Biological process (GO): vesicle-mediated transport
Cellular component (GO): membrane; Golgi apparatus
Molecular function (GO): small GTPase binding
Source: RefSeq, a predicted model, not a curated record
AUGUCGAAUAGAGGAUACGAUGUUGUUGUCGAUGUCGACGCAGAGGUGAAGCUCCGCCAAUCCACCAUGCGCUCCACCAGAAUCAUACUGACGCGCAUCAAGGGUGACUUAGGCCACACGGAUUUGCAGGAGGACCUCGAAUUCCACUCCUCCAAUUUUGAUGAUACCCAAACUCGGGCCAACAAAAUCACCCCCGACACCAACGCCUCGUUCCUCCCAGGAGGCACCGCCAACCGCUCCUCCGGCACCUCUAAGCGCUACCUCUGGUCCCUCGCCUUCUACGCUCAAUUCUUCGAUGUCGACACGAACGAGGUGCUUCGACGAUGCCAGGCUGCCAUCUUCCCACGCGCCAGGUUUCUUGACGUGCUGGACGGAAACCCAGACCUAUACGGGCCCUUCUGGAUAGCUACGACAGUGGUGAUGAUCCUGUUCCUGACGGGGACGAUCAGCCAGUAUCUUGCACGGAAGGGACACGACCACUUUGCGUACGACUUCAAGCUGUUGAGCGGGGCUGCGGGGUUGAUCUACGGGUAUACUGGAAUCAUACCGCUGGGCCUUUGGGGUGCUCUGAGGUGGUUCGGUAGCGAGUCUGCAAAUCUGCUGGAGUGCUGGGCACUAUACGGCUAUGCGAACCUGAUCUGGAUACCGGUGGCCUUAAUAUCAUGGUCUCCGAUCCCUAUCCUGAACUAUGUGUUCGUGGCUGUAGGCUUCGCCAUCUCAGGCCUCUUCCUUUGGCGGAACCUCUACCCGGUCCUUAGCGCGACCGAUGUGCGAACUUCGAAAAUCCUGCUCAUCGUGGUUGUAGCGCUGCAUGCGGGCCUCGCUAUAGCUAUCAAUGUGCUCUUCUUCGCGUGA